Molecule: messenger RNA, 2593 nt
Organism: Thunnus maccoyii (southern bluefin tuna)
Lineage: Eukaryota; Metazoa; Chordata; Actinopteri; Scombriformes; Scombridae
Gene: cab39l
Product: calcium binding protein 39-like
Exons: 9
Coding region: 265-1269 (334 amino acids)
Biological process (GO): intracellular signal transduction
Molecular function (GO): protein serine/threonine kinase activator activity
Source: RefSeq, a predicted model, not a curated record
UAUUUAGUUCAGGCUAGCUAGCUUGACAGAACGGCUGUAAAGCGACCAGAUGGGAUUCUGCACUGCCUUCUUAACCGACUCCACACAUUUUUAAAUUGUAUCGCACCCAUUUUCAGCUGACUUUCCUGCCAACUAACAGCCCUGGCGUGACCACCAGACCCCACCAGGGAGGCUCGGCUGCGCUGUAAACCGGGACAGACGUUUAAAGAUCCCCGAGCAGAGCAAACAUCUUCCCGCUGAUCCAGAGGCGAGUGCGUGUCCAUCAUGCCGCUGUUUGGUAAAUCCCACAAGAGCCCGGCGGACAUCGUCAGGACCCUGAAGGAAAACCUGGCCAUCCUAGUCAAACAGGAUAAGAAGACAGACAAGGCGUCUGAGGAGGUGUCCAAGUGUUUGGUGUCCAUGAAGGAGAUUCUGUACGGGAGCAACGAUAAGGAGCCUCACACCGAGACUGUGGCCCAGCUGGCGCAGGAGCUGUACAACAGCGGCCUGCUGAUCUCACUGGUAGAAAACCUGCAGGUCAUAGACUUUGAGGGGAAGAAGGACGUGUGUCAGAUCUUUAACAACAUCCUGAGGAGGCAGAUCGGGACGAGGAGCCCCACUGUCGAAUACUUCUGCUCCCACCAAGAGGUCCUCUUUAUACUGCUGAAAGGGUACGAGACACCACAGGUAGCGCUGAACUGUGGGAUCAUGCUGAGGGAGUGUAUCCGCCACGAGCCGCUCGCCAAGAUAGUUCUUCAUUCGGACCAUUUCAACAGUUUCUUCAACUACGUGGAGAUGUCGACCUUCGACAUCGCCUCCGACGCCUUCGCCACCUUCAAGGAUCUCCUGACAAGACACAAAGUGCUUGUGGCUGAAUACCUCGAACAGAACUACGAUGCUGUGUUUGCAGACUACGAGAAGCUGCUGCACUCUGAGAACUACGUCACCAAGAGGCAGUCUCUAAAGCUUUUGGGCGAGCUGUUAUUGGACAGACAUAACUUCACAGUGAUGACACGCUACAUCAGCAAGCCGGAGAAUCUCAAGCUGAUGAUGAAUCUGCUAAGAGACAAGAGUCCCAACAUCCAGUUUGAGGCCUUCCACGUCUUCAAGGUGUUUGUAGCGAACCCCAACAAGACGCAGCCCAUCAUCGACAUCCUGCUCAAGAACCAGACCAAACUCAUCGACUUCCUGAGCAACUUCCAGAAGGAUCGCACAGAUGACGAGCAGUUCAACGACGAGAAGACCUACCUAAUCAAACAGAUCAGGGAUCUUAAGAAACCGGCCUCCUAGAGAGGCACCCUUCCCCGCCCUCUACCCCGACUUUUUAUCGAUAGGAAAACAUAGAAAAAAAACACAUUAACAAUAAUGGUUAUACUAUUUAAAAAAAAAAAUCUUCGAGACGUUAUUUGUCUUUUUUUUUUUUUCUCUUUGUUGGUUCAUUAAAAACUUGUGCAAGAAUAGUUCUCAAUCACUGAUCUUUCUUUUGUAAAUUUUUUUUUUUCCAUGAAAUCUUUUUUUUUUUUUUCAUCUGUAGCAUGUAGUGCCACAACUCACGACGUUGGAGGCAGCUGAUGUGCUCUGUUGGGAGAACCAGCGGUUAAAAAGCUUCAGCCAAAAUGGUCCAGUGGCUGUCGGACAAAACAGACACGACCAUUUUUUUUCUAAUUUUAUCAUGGUCACUGUCGACUUCUAAUUGUUUGAAUGAAGUAGCUGCAAACCAGAAAAAUUAUGAAGAUGUUUUUUUUUUUUAAACUGGGUCAACAUAUCAGGAUCAAGCAAAAAUAUCUAUUUUAGAACAUUUUAAGUGUGAAACACGUUCUCAGUCGUUGCUAAAAGCUUUGCUAGCUAAACGGCAACAAUAAUGCUCAGUUGCCUCGUGGUGGCCAAAUGUCUUUCUUGUGGUACUACCAAAGCAAAUGAUUGCUAAGGUUUGCUGAUAUGAAACUAAAAAGCGUCUUCAGACUUAAAACAAAUGUGAAACGUCAGCAUAGCUUCAUGGAUUCACACCAAAAUGGAAAACAGUCGUGUCCUUUAGCACUGAUGAUUCAGCAAGCAGGAAGGCUAACGCAGUUCUCUAAAGUUGGAAACACACUAAACGAUAAAUUAAGGCUGAUUUUUUUUGCUACGACAACAGACGUCCAAGAUCGCAAAGAUUCAGCACUGCUCUGCAAAGCUUUUAGCGUGUCACAGAAGCAGAUGUUUUAUGUUUUAUAGGAUGCAGGAAUCAGCUCUGACUGGUCAUGAUUUGAUUUAUCUCAAUGUGAUCCUGCAGUUAAAGCUAGUUGAUAAAUGUGCAAAGCCAAAACCUUUUUAUUCAAUCUUGAUUUAAAAAUCUUUACAUGUUUCCAGCUUUAAAAGCCUCCAUUUGUGCUAUUCUAAUAAACUCAAUAAGCUUUAGUAAGACUGAGAAUACAGGUGUUUUCAAGAGAAUUGGUUUCAGUCACUGUUAACCAAAAAUUGACAACAAAAAAACCGAGUAAUUGUAGGAAUCUUGUGUUUUGAACAUGAAGGGCCUUUUUAACUGAAUCACUGGUUCUCUUUGCUGGUGGCUGAUAGCACUUUCUGUAUGAUAAAAUAAAAAAAUAAUAUGAUGAUUCAAAAUGUUUUUUGUUAA